Messenger RNA from Blepharisma stoltei, 1020 nucleotides. The record is from the annotation of a GenBank genome assembly. Lineage: Eukaryota; Ciliophora; Heterotrichea; Heterotrichida; Blepharismidae.
AUGGCAACUAUAUAUUGCAUUUAUAGGUAGAUAGCUCUAUAAUAAUUUUAUUAUUUUAAAAAAUAUUGUAGUAGACUAAUAUGGUAUAAAAAUCUGAAAUUUUAAUAUAAAAAAUUAAAAAAAUUAUUAUUUAAAUUUUAAAAAAUGCCCCCUAUAAUUACCAUGAAUAAAACUCAAGGCUUAAUAAAAGAUUACCCAUCCGCCCGUGACUUUUUUAUUACAAAAUUCAAUAAAAAACUCAUUCGCUUUCUCCCUAAAAAUCACCCUCCCACCCAAAUCUAUCACGACCCUGCUCUUUAUUAUGAAAAACUUAAUGGUAUUUAUUUAAGAAAAGUAGCCCGAUCCCUUCUUGCCAAAACUUCUCAGUGAUCAAUACACGAGGUAAUGAACUUUGUCCCAUAUAUUUUCCUCAACAUCCCAGAGCGCAGCCUUCAAAUGUCAUCGAUUUUUUACAUGAUGUAUCAUUAUCAUGAAAUUUCUGACGAAAUUUCCAAUUUAAAUAUCUUUAAAAAUUGAAUAGAGACAGGCUUAUUCGAUAAAGAUUCACUGGUUGAUUUUUGUGAAUAUUGCUUAAUGCCAUUUAUAAAUGAUAAACAGAGCUGAAUUGCUUUAAUAAUAAAUUGAGCAAAAGACCCACAUCCGAAUAUUAGAAGAGCUUCUGCACUUGCGAUAAGAAAAUGUGCAAUUGAUAAAAAUAAAGCCCCGCUAGCAUUAGAAGUAUGCAGACUUCUGCUAGAUAACUGUGAAGAAAAAGAAAUACAAAAUGCCAUUGGGCAAGUAAUGAGGCAGGUUGGGAAAAAAAGAAAAGCUAUGUUAAGGGCUUUUUUAGAGGAGCAUUUGCAUAGAAUUCCGAGAAAUAGCUUAAGGGCAGGGCUAGCACGAAUGAGUAGGAAAGAGCAGGAUUAUUAUAUGAUGGAGCAUGAGUUUAAAGCUGAGAAAAAAAGAAAUAAAAAACAUAAAACGCUGAUUUUGAUGGAAAGUUUUGAGAAGUCAUUAGGAAAUAAAAAAGAAGAAGAGUAA